AUGCUUUCCAAUCCACAAAACUCAUCGUCUUUCUUCAACACCACCGCUCCCGGCGCCGGAGUUGGCUGCAACAAACAGAUGUCAAACAACCGUGUUCCUGACUCCAUUGCCCGAUACCACAUCCAUCCAGCAGCUCAAAACCAGUGCUGCUCCGCCGUCAUCCAACAGAUCAACGCUCCAGUCUCCACCGUCUGGUCAGUCGUCCGCCGCUUCGACAACCCACAAGCGUAUAAACACUUUGUAAAGAGCUGCCAUGUUGUGGACGGAAACGGAGACGUCGGAACUUUACGGCAAGUUGAUGUUAUCUCCGGUCUCCCCGCCGCUAACUCCACCGAACGCCUUGAGAUCCUUGACGACGAGCGUCAUGUUCUUAGCUUCAGCGUUGUUGGUGGUGAUCAUCGACUGGCGAACUACCGCUCCGUCACCACCCUCCACCCUACACCUACCGGAAAUGGUACCGUGGUUGUUGAGUCUUACGUCGUGGAUAUACCUCCAGGGAACACAAAGGAAGAAACUUUUGGUUUUGUUGACACCAUCGUAAAAUGUAACCUUCAGUCGUUAGCUAAGAUCGCAGAGAACAAAUUCAGGUCAAAGUGA
Messenger RNA from Lactuca virosa, 597 nucleotides. NCBI's taxonomy places the organism in Eukaryota, Viridiplantae, Streptophyta, Magnoliopsida, Asterales, Asteraceae. The record is from the annotation of a GenBank genome assembly.